AUGCGACUACUUGCAGCUCGCGUGUGCGCUUACGACCCCGACCGUGUCGUCCGAAGCGCGAGCUCACAAGGGGCACCGCGCCGCUACAACAUCUGCACCGACAUCCAGUUCGACACCGUCGAGAACGUCGUGAUCGCCAUGUUCGAGCUCCCGGGCGUGAAGAAGAGCGACGUCCGCAUCUCCAUCGCAACCUGCCCGUUCAGUCGCGUCAAGCAGCUCACGGUGUCCGGCACGUCUCGCAGUGCACUCGGCACGGAGCGGGGGCACACGAUCCGGGAGCGCAAGUUUGGUGAUUUCUCCAAAAGCAUCGGCGUACCGCCAGAGACCCAGCCUCGCGACGUGCACGCGAUCAUGGAAGACGGUGUGCUCACGCUGAGAAUACCCGGCGGUCAACCAACGCAAGCCUUCCAGCCGCAAGACGUGCCCCUCGUGUGA
Messenger RNA from Fomitopsis serialis, 435 nucleotides. RefSeq lists its product as uncharacterized. The coding region runs from base 1 to 435 and encodes 144 amino acids. The transcript is spliced from 2 exons. The record is from RefSeq and is a predicted model, not a curated record. Lineage: Eukaryota; Fungi; Basidiomycota; Agaricomycetes; Polyporales; Fomitopsidaceae.